This is a messenger RNA of Halichondria panicea, 1715 nucleotides long. Its product is annotated as nucleobindin-2-like. The transcript is spliced from 7 exons. Gene Ontology annotation, molecular function: calcium ion binding. Gene Ontology annotation, cellular component: extracellular exosome; endoplasmic reticulum-Golgi intermediate compartment. Lineage: Eukaryota; Metazoa; Porifera; Demospongiae; Suberitida; Halichondriidae. The record is from RefSeq and is a predicted model, not a curated record. The coding region runs from base 107 to 1585 and encodes 492 amino acids.
ACGACCUUUACCCAUCCACGUCAGCAUGUACAGUGAAGCAAAGUAAACAACAUACCUCAAGCGAUCAACUCUGACAUAAAGAAUUCCCGUGUGGUACACAACCGCCAUGACCGUGUCAGUUUCAAGCACGCUCCUGUUGAACAGAUCAGCAAUGGCUCUGUCUCGACUAUGGCUACUAAUGGUGUGUGUGGCCAUAGUGUCUACUCUAGGGGCACCAUUCGAUAUCGGCAAAGACCAUCGCAAAGCAAUGGAGGACAUUAAGGAACAACUCAAGAAGUUGAAGGAUAUCCCUGGUUUGGACAAGGACGAGUAUCUCCGUUACUGGAAGGAGGCAGUAAAAGACGACCCAAGGUUUGAGCGUUUGCGUGGACUCGGUGACCUCCCACACGAUCGUAACUUGGAGAGGAUGGUGGAGGACAAUCCUCUUAUUAGCGAGCGAAUGGCCCAUGACUCGGACAAUGUACGCAGCCGAUUGGAGGAAGCAAAACGAGGCAGUAUUGAGCAAGUCAGGCAAUUGCAGCGGCUCCAGAUGCUACGUGAUGACAAAGCUCUCAAGGAUGGGGACUGGGCUAAUAGACUGGAGGCCAUUAGAGAGAAAAUGCCACCAAACUUCUCACGAGAGGACAUAGCCAAGAGGAUUCAAGAGCAAAACCAACUGCUUGAGAAGAUAGAUGCAGAGCGUCAUUCAGAGUUCAAACGUGUCGAGAUGCAGGCUGAACACCGCCGACGAGAGAUGCUUAAGACAAUGGACGAGAAGAGACGUCUACAAGCAGAGGAGGAGUUUCAGAAUCAGCAAAAGAAACUACGUUCUCACGAAAAGUUACAUCAUCCAGCGAGUGAGCAACAGCUGGAGGAUGUGUGGGAGAAGGAGGACGGGUUGGACAAGGACAACUUUGAUCCUCGUACAUUCUUUCAUCUUCAUGAUAAGAAUUCUGAUAGGCAACUCGACGCGAUGGAGUGGGAGAGCAUGUUCUAUAAUGAGAUGCGUAAGGUGUAUGGUGAUAAGAUGGGUGGUAUGGAGGCUCAAGAGGACAUGGCCAGGAUGAGGGAGCACGUGAUUAAAGAGAUGGACAAGAACGGGGAUGGGCUGAUCUCGCUUGACGAGUUCCUUACGUACACCAAGACUGCAGGGUUCAGCGAUGAUGAACCCUGGCAGUCCGUGGUGGAGGAGGAGAACUUCAACCAGGAGGAAAUGGACAAGUUUGAGGAAGACUAUGAUGAUUACUAUGACUACGAGUACGAUGAGCACGGCAAUCUGAUUGGCUACAAGACAAAGCCGAAGGGAGGACAACACGAGGAGGAAGCUCCUGAUAAAAUGCCAUCUCGAGUAGACGAGCAGGGACAGCCCCCUCACCGUGGUGACGAACAGGGACAGCCCCCUCACCCUGGCAACGAGCAGGGACAGCCCCCUCACCGUGGUGGCGAACAGGGACAGCCUCCAGCAGUAGAUGAACAGGGACAGCCCCCUCGUCUGCCUGGUAAUAAUGUACCUCAGAUUGAUGACCCUCAGGCAGUGCACUUCAAUCCCCCUGCAGCUGUUGAGAACAACGGAGGAGUGGCCCCUCAGAAUAACCAGAACCUAUAACUCUGGCACUAACUGUCGUCUCUUUAACUGUAGCUCAGUGAACAUUAAUAUCAUUAAUAUCAUAUAUAUACGCGUUUAUUCAUUUUUGCUGCAUUUUGUAAACCUAAUUUGUACACUGUUUAUACGUGUC